Bradysia coprophila is the source of this 1852-nucleotide messenger RNA. Its product is annotated as dynein regulatory complex protein 9. The record is from RefSeq and is a predicted model, not a curated record. Gene Ontology annotation, cellular component: cytoplasm; motile cilium. Lineage: Eukaryota; Metazoa; Arthropoda; Insecta; Diptera; Sciaridae. Gene Ontology annotation, biological process: cilium organization.
UAAGAACACGCCACUUGAAUGUCAUAGAAUUGGGCCUCUCUCCGAAUAUAAACAAACAACAAGAAUACACCGCGGAACACUAAUUUCAUUCUUCCCGUUACUCCUCCGAUUCAAAAUUGAUAAAAAUCCCAUUUCCAUCAUGGACAUCGAGAUAAAAAUAUCGAAAAAUGAAAUCGUCCGAACGACAAUCAUCGAACCAGUUAAAGAGCCGACAAUGACCGCAUUAUUGGCCUCAUUGAAAUCGGUCAAACAACAGUCGAACGAUACGAUGACAAAUUUCGUCAAUUCAGAGAAAACAUCCGGAUCACUACACUGUCCCAGCAAACGGAAGGAUCAAGAUGAUGAGAGUGAAAGUCACACAGAAGACGAAACGGACGACGACCGUUCUAUUAAAAAGUUACGCUCGGACGAUGAAAGUGUGGAACAGAUUGAACAAUCGUGUUGAAUCUAGCCAGUUAACUGUUUCAUUUUUGUUAAAAUAAAAAAUUUUAAUUUUCCACAAAGUUUCCGAAUUUGUUUCGUUUGUUUCCAUCGAUAAGUCGGAAUGUCCAACAGAUUCCACCACUCGUCAUUCCACGAUCGAUACAAAAAUUACUUGAGAAAUUCCAUCAAUUGUUCGAUGGACAUUGUUUCACUAACAUUCUCUAAAGUGCAAUCGCAAAUAAUUGCCGCCAUCGCUACAGAACUCACCGAAGUUUUACUGAUUUUGAACCACGGAAAAGAGAAUUUCUAUCGAAUCCCGCAACAUGUUACAAUGCCAGAACGUUAUCGUUACGAGUAUCGCGAUAAGCAGUUUGACGACCAAACACUCGAACCUAUGGAAAAGGCUCUGCGGCGUAUGACUUCGGUUAAAUUAGAAAAUGAAAUUGAACUACUUCGUUUGGUACUGAUUGACCUGAUCGAUGAACUACAUACGUCGAUGUCUUUCACGCACUUACAGACCAAAAUCAAUGAAUUUCUUCGAGAUGCAAGGACCGAGUAUGAUUUCAUUCGAGAAUUUAUUUCCAAUGACAAUCGAGUGGCUGAGUUGAAAUUACAACUGAAACAGAGCAAGGACAGUGGCGAGAAGAUGCUGAAAGAAUUGAAUGAUGAAAUAAUGGACGUGGAAUCGCGUAUCUACGACAUUCAAAUACAGAACGAGUUGAAAUUUUGUUUAGUUUCGAAAUGGGAAAAUACAAGACAUCAGCAGGCGAACAUAAUCUUGAGUAAAGAAGUAACGAAAUUGAUGGAUUCCACGAAUGAGUACAAAGUGAAAAUCGAUCGGGAACAGCUUGCCAUUAACGACAUUCGAAAUUUCUUAAAUUUUCAAAUCGAUGACUUGUCAACACAGAUUGACCAGUGGAUGGAACGGUAUGUGAAAGAAGUGCAAGAAUUGGACACCGAAAUCGGUCAAGUCAAAGAUGCCAUUCAAGAUGUGAAAUCGAAAAACGAAGACAUUACCGGCAGGUAUGAUAUGCGACAAAGCGACAUCGAUGAGUACCGGGAAGAACAGCGUAUUUUGGAAGAGAAACGGAAAUUUGAGGAGAAACAGUGCAACUCGGCUAUUCGAAUUCAGUCAUGGUGGCGCGGUGUCAUGGUAAGAAUGGAGCUGGGACCAUAUCGCCCGAAGAAGAAGAAUAAAAAGGGAGGCAAAAAGAAAUAAUCGGCAGACUAAUAGUGUGACUGCAAUGUCAUUUAUUUAAAAGAAAAAAAACUUUUUUUUAAAUCAAAAAUCAAUAAAUAAAUUAAAAUGAAAACUUUUGGUGAUUGCUUAAAAAUUGUGUUUGCUAGCUGGUAGGUUAUAUCAAUUUCUGUUCCAUAUUCUGACUCAGUAUAAAAAUGAAGGUGUGAGCUUUGAAGCUUCCCAUAAUUU